AUGGAUUCAGUACCUAAGUUGGUAGAAUUCGGUGGCGAAAUCGAAGCCCGAGAGGCCAAGCAAUAUGCAGAGAGCAUACCCACUUGCCACGAUACUCAAGAGGGCGAACAGGAUGCAAAGAGCGUGUCAACAGUGACAAUAAUUGACAGCGAGCCCCAAUCUGGUUUAAAGGAGGCCGAUCAGAGCGCAGUAACAAUUUGUCUUGAGGUCCAAAACGGAGCUGGAGAACAGAGUUCCGACGCAGACCAAAUGGAGGCCAAUCAGAACGGAGUAACAAUUUUACUUGAGGUCCAAACCAAAGUUAGAGAACAGAGUUCCAAGACAGACGAAAUAAUCGCUUGGAUUGAGAAGGCCACCAACGAAGGCACGGAUUAUUAG
Fusarium musae is the source of this 378-nucleotide messenger RNA. RefSeq lists its product as uncharacterized. The transcript is spliced from 2 exons. The record is from RefSeq and is a predicted model, not a curated record. Lineage: Eukaryota; Fungi; Ascomycota; Sordariomycetes; Hypocreales; Nectriaceae. The coding region runs from base 1 to 378 and encodes 125 amino acids.